AUGCAGGUCACAAGAUCAUUGCAAACGAUCACAUCAAGUUCAUUACGUGCCGGUUCAUCAUCGACAUCCAUCACACGAUGUAUACGACCGAGGUCAGCUCAGGCAGAUCGAUAUCUCGCCAUACAUCACUUUUUCACUCGCCAAGCGUCUCUCACUCGUCAUGUUCCCCUUGUCAGUAUCAGGCCUACUACAGGUCUGUUUUCACAUAGACAAAAGCUAGCAUUUGGUCGAAGGUGGAGUUCAACCGAUAAUUCCAAAGCACCUUGUCCGAAUUGUCAAGGAUCAUCCGUAACCAAUACACCUCUCACACCCCCUCCUCCCUCCACUACAACGUAUCAUCAGGGUCAUGCUCAAGAUUAUGCCCCAUUCAUCAGGAGAUUGAUCAAGAAUUCAACAGCAAUAGCACCGAAUUCACCCCAUCGGCCGACGAAAGAGGAAUUACUGAACGCUGCUAGUGGAUGGUGGCAAAGAUUGAGAAUUAGGAUAAAAUGGUUUACGAUUAGAGGUUGGAGGAGGUUCAAUACGGAUGAUAUGAGUGCAUUCGCUAGCUGGUUUGUGGUGGGCAAUACACUCUGGAUUCUAGUUGGAACAACCACAUUCGUCUCUGCUAUAUUCGCUGUCCUCAAUUCACUGUCUUUGCAGGAAUACGUUGCCAGGUGGAUUUCCGAUUAUAUGACUUAUAACACAGGCGUGACUGUAAUCUUCGAAUCGGCGAUCGUACCUAAAUGGGCUUCUUCAACGAUAGUCUUCCGGAACGUAUACGUCUCUCGUCGACCAUCCACGGACAAUCCUGAACCAGAAGUCCACAAGACUAAACAGCUCAAAGCGGAAACUGCCAAACCACCUUCACCUAUCCCAUUCCUCUCUUCAGCUAUGUCACCCGAGACGUACCUCGCGCCUCCUCUUGCAAGCGAAACAGAUAAUUAUACAAUGUUCGAUGUCAAUAUCGAUGAGGUUGAGGUGUCUUUGAGUCUGAAACGGUGGUUGGACGGAAAAGGUCUGGUCAAGGAUGCUAAAGUAAAGGGUGUAAGGGGCGUUGUCGACCGUCGAUCUGUAUGGUGGGAUACAUCCAAACCGCUUUCGCCAGCGGAAUACAGGCAUGAAACUCACUCAGGCGAUUUCGAAUUCGACUCUUUCCAAGUUGAAGAUGCCCUUAUCACGAUCUAUCAACCUGGUGGACAAAGACCUUAUAAUGUAUCGAUCUUCAAUGCUGUUGUUGGACCUUUGAGGAAAAGAUGGCUGUUUUACGAUAUGAUGUGCGCGGAGGGAAUGACAGGUCAAUUUGAUAAUUGUCUGUUCAGCUUGCAUAUGCCUCAAAAGUUAGGAAAGACUAGAGACGAUGGAGAUAUGGUCAAGAGAAUGGCUCGAUUCCGUAUCGAUGGAUUACCUAUCGAACAUGCCCAAUACGCUACUGGUCAUACCGGACCAAUGAGUUGGAUCACCUCCGGUAAAUUAGAUGCAGUACUCGAUAUCAAAUUCCCAUUCCAUCCCGAUGAUUCAGUUGAUAUCAAAGCUAUAUUCGAUGAGAUCUCAAGAAACGUCGUAACCAUAACUCAAGGUGUGCACCCGGAGGACCCAACCAAUAAAGUCAUACCUGGACAAGCUAGAUUGGCCCGACCACCUUUACGUGCACCCAAGGAACCUGGAUAUGAGCUGUCAGAAGAAGAAAGGGAAACUAGAAGACAGGUGGUGGUGGAUUUAGAUUUGAGGUUCAGGGAUUUGAAAGCUGCUGUUCCGAUUUAUACCACCGAUCUGAGCGUUGCGAAUAAUGCCCUGAUUAGACCUAUCGUGGCUUUCAUCAAUGCAAACAAGACUUUGGUACCUAUACAUUGUCAAGUAGCUGCGGACCUCGACGACUUUGAUGGAUCGUGGACUCUAUUUGAGACCGGUUUGAUGACCUCUUUAUCUGACCAAAUUUACGCCGCUCUCGCUCAUCACGUAUCAUCCGAAGCUGCCAACUCGAAACGGAUCAGACAAGUUGGAUUCUGGGGUAUACAAAGAGGCGCUGAAGUACUGGUGGAUACGCUGAGGAAUGUGGUGGAUCCUGCCCAUGCUCAGCUAGCUGCUAUAUGA
This is a messenger RNA of Kwoniella botswanensis, 2073 nucleotides long. RefSeq lists its product as uncharacterized. Lineage: Eukaryota; Fungi; Basidiomycota; Tremellomycetes; Tremellales; Cryptococcaceae. The record is from RefSeq and is a predicted model, not a curated record. The coding region runs from base 1 to 2073 and encodes 690 amino acids. Gene Ontology annotation, biological process: mitochondrion inheritance. Gene Ontology annotation, cellular component: mitochondrial inner membrane. The transcript is spliced from 11 exons.